AUGCAGUCACCGCAACGCCAGAGGCAGGCCAGGUACACGCCGAAGACAAACGGAGCGACUUCGCCUCCACAGGGUUCAAGACAAUCUAUGUCACCGGGGUACCAAAGCUCCCAGCAGUCUCCCUCAUACUACUCAAGUUCCAGGCGGCAAGCGGCCGUGGUGUUAGACUCGGUAGCAGUUGAGCCCGAGUUUCCAUCCACCGUCCGGAAGCUCUUCACGUCAAAGGACAGCACAACUCAGCUUGAGCGGCCCAAACCAGCCGUCGACGAGGAGUUUGUGCGGCUGCUCGAUCACCUGCUCCAGGCCGCUCAGACUACAAAGUUCCCAAGUGCCAUCAGCUUGGAUAUGACCGAUUUAUCCAGGGCACUCGACGACAUUGACCGAACGACGUCAGCCCCGCCACCUUUCAAGAUCCGCUCCGAGACCGAGUUCGAGAAGCACUCCAAGGUUGGCGCUGCAGCACGAGACGCUGACUUCCUGGCCAAGAUCUUUUCGUUCUUUCAUCGAAUUCUAGGCGAACAACUCUAUUUGUCUGACUGGCAAAGCAACAUGCGGAAUCUGAUCAAGCAGCAUGCGUCAUACGAGCACUGGCCUGACUGGAACGGGGCUGAGACCUCGGACUUUGUCUUCCCCGACGACAAGGGUACGCUGACAGCCCGGCUGAUUGAGCAAGGCUUCUUGGACAGACAGCAAUGGGAUGGCCAGAAGCCCGAGUACUACAUCGAAGUUAAGUCUACGCUGAGCCAGAGAAACAGAGAGUUUUAUAUGAGUUCCAAUCAGUAUAAAAGAGAUACCGUCGUGGCCGCCGCCAAACGUGGAGACACUGAUGUCUACCCCGAUGAAGGUCACGCCCAUCCCCUUAACUGCGGAAAGGCGGAUUUUUCGUACCAAAGUGGCACCUUCAAGGAUCUUGUCAAAUCGGAAGCUCUGCAAUGCCCGGAGUGGCAAAUAAACCACUUCUAUGUACAAGAGCUUGUUAACCCUGUAGAUGAUCUAUUCAAUGAUCUACGUAUUAUCACCAACGAGGCCUUGAAUCACAAGGAUUAG
Molecule: messenger RNA, 1047 nt
Organism: Thyridium curvatum
Lineage: Eukaryota; Fungi; Ascomycota; Sordariomycetes; Thyridiales; Thyridiaceae
Exons: 3
Coding region: 1-1047 (348 amino acids)
Source: RefSeq, a predicted model, not a curated record